Molecule: messenger RNA, 1338 nt
Organism: Fraxinus pennsylvanica
Lineage: Eukaryota; Viridiplantae; Streptophyta; Magnoliopsida; Lamiales; Oleaceae
Source: the annotation of a GenBank genome assembly
AUGUAUGAACGAUUGAAGCUAACUGUUGAAGAGAAACAAGAGGUGGAUGUGGGCGAGGAAGAUACUCUUUUAUCUCUUGAGAAAAGUAAACAAUGCAUUGCCUUUAGUGUGAUAUCCGAUCGCGAGGUCAACAGAGGAGCUCUGAAGAAUACUAUGAUGAAAGUCUGGCAAGUGGAAGGGAAAGCAGCAAUCAAAGAGGUUGGUUGGAACAAAUUCUUGAUAGAACUGAAAAGGGCUGAUGACAAAAGGAGAAUCAUGAACGGAAGACCAUGGUCUUUUGACAAACAAUUGAUCUGUGUCCAAGACUGUGAGGAAGCCAUAUCCAUAAAAGAUAUUUUGUUUAAUAAAGAAGCCUUUUGGGUCCAAUGCCACGACCUGCCAUUCGCAGGGAUGAAUCAAAAGACGGGACAUGAAAUUGGAGCACGCUUGGGAAAGGUACUCAGUGUCAACACGGAUAGUAGUGGAGUUUGCAUGGGUGAAUUCUUACGGGUCAAGGUGCUCAUCAAUAUUUCAAAGCCUAUCUCUCGGGGAAGAUUCCUCAACAUCGGGGGGAUAAAACAUUGGAUCCCGUUCAAAUACGAAAGACUUCCAAAGUUUUGCUACCAUUGUGGAUUAAUCAAACACCCUGUCGGACGGUGCGAAAAGAAAGAGGAAGGUUUAGCCAUUGGAAAUGGUUUUGAUCAACAAUAUGGUGCAUGGUUACGAGCAAGCGGGAAGAGACAAGAAGGCACCCACUCGCCGGUGGGUAGCCCCAAAGCUCAAGGAGACCGCCCGGAAAGUCACCGUCGGGAGAAAUCUGGCCACACUCAACAAAGGGAAGCCUGGGAAGGAAACAUCAAUUGUGAUGCGGAUCUCACGGAAUCAGGAGCUGAUUCAGUGCCCAUUUCCAAAAAUAUUAAUGCUGAAAUUAAGGAGGUGGAAGAGCCAAAAAAAGACGUGAUUCUUGCUGCGGAUUAUGUGGAAGGUGAUUUGUUUUCUAACAACCUCAAUAUGGAAGGAACAGUUGGCACUCAAGAGACGGGCACACGUGAUGAACCAUCAACGCAUUCACUGGACUUUUCCCAAGGGUCAGCUAAACCAAAUCUACAGUCCAGCCCACAUAAACUAAAAUUCAAAAAGGGCCUGGCCCAAGGAAAAUCAUGGAAACCAAGAGCCCGUAUUACCCCAUUUAAACCCACUUCCCAGUCCGCUGAAGGAGAAGAAACUAUCGUUGUUCCCCUUAAGCGAAAGGAGAUUGGGGCUGAAAAAGAGGUCAGGAAGAAGCACAGAAAGCUGAUUGAUGAGGAACCCGACUUGGAUAUGGCAGAGGCUGCCGAGCAGCCCUGCCAAUCACCAUGA